CCACAUCACACAGUGUCGCCAGAACCACGAAUGGGUGUCAAAAGCGAAGCGCUCUCUUGAGCCACAAAUUACUUUCGCCCGGCCGGCAGAAUCCGACGCACAGUGUUUGCAGAGGACGCUGACGAGGAGGCAGGGUACUUGCGUGGUCCGGAGUUCGCUCAGUAUUAGCCACAAAACGGCAUCAACACAGGCUCAACGGCACAGCAUAGUUACCCGCCAGCCGGCUGGUGCACAGAAAGUAAUUUUGAAAGGCCUUAGUGAAUGCGUUCACAAGCUUUGAUUGUGCAACUUGGUCUGCACAUUAAUUGGGGUAGUGAUACCUCUGGUCGGCUGGUUCAGAGCCCGACGGCAGGUUUCUGCCUGUACAAGUCUAACUGGAGACUGUCUUUGAACGGUGAACCACCUUGGGUAGCACAUUGCUGACAGCUUGACAAAAAUAUCUAACCUUAUUUAAAUUGCCUUCCGUACAAGCUGCCCAAAACUGAACGAAGGCUGCCUCUUUGCUUAUUCCAACCAGUUUUUCUGAAAAUCAAGGUCCAGUCGACCACAGUUUCUCCCAAAUAUCGUCCACCAAUUGUAACCAACAGCAAUCAUGAAGCUGAGCAAUCUUGAUGAACGAAUCCAUGUUAUGGAUGCAGGUGCAAAUGUCUGGAACAUCAUCAAAGACAUCGCUGAAUCAGGAGUCCAGGAGGAAGCAUUUUAUGUCUGUGACAUAGGAGAUAUAAUGAAGAAACACAAAGAAUGGAAACUUAAAAUGCCGAGAGUUCAGCCAUACUAUGCGGUGAAGUGCAACGACAGUCUGACUAUACUGGAAGUGCUGGCUGCACUUGGUACUUCCUUUGAUUGUGCUUCAAAGGCUGAAAUCAACAAGGUUCUGUCCAUUGGUGUGGAUCCGAGCCGCAUAAUCUUUGCAAAUCCAGCAAAACCAGCCUCUCACAUUAGACAUGCAGCAGCUGUAGGUGUUGAUCUUAUGACCUUUGACAAUGAAUGUGAACUCCACAAGAUAAAAAGCCUGUUUCCCACAGCAAAAUUGGUGAUACGCAUCAGAUGUGAUGCAACUGUUGCUCAGUGUCAACUGGGUAUGAAGUUUGGUUGUGAUCCAGAAGCUGAUGCACCUCGUCUGAUGCAGAUUGCACACUUGCUGGGAUUAGAAAUUGUGGGAGUCAGUUUCCAUGUUGGCUCUGGAUGUCAAGAUCCACCUGUUUUUCGCAGAGCUAUUGCUGCUGCCCGCAACCUUUUUGAGCUUGGUGCAACUUUAGGUUUCUCCAUGAAUUUGCUGGAUCUCGGUGGUGGUUAUCCUGGCAUCAAGGGUUCCUACAUAGACAAGAUUGCAGAAGUGAUAAAUAAUGCUCUGGAAGAAUUCUUUCCUGAUCCUGAAGUUCAUAUUAUAGCAGAACCAGGACGUUACUAUGUUGCAUCAGCAUACACACUUGCCACAAAUGUCCAUUCCAAGAGAGAACUUAUUAAUCAUGAGGAUGGAUCCAUCACAUCAGUCAUGUACUAUGUUAAUGAUGGUGUUUAUGGCAGUUUUAAUUGCCUGCUGUAUGACCAUAUGGAAGUAACACCAAUACCUCUUAAUGCUGCUGGGCGGAAAAUACGUCAGUGUUCUGUGUGGGGACCAACAUGUGAUGGUCUGGAUCAAAUAGUUGAACGCACCUUAUUGCCAGAGCUGGAAGUGGGAGACUGGAUUGUAUUUGAAAACAUGGGUGCCUAUACACUACCUGUGGCAUCUCCAUUCAAUGGAUUCCCAGUGCCCAAGGUGCACACUGUGAUUGACGAUCACAAUUGGUUGCUGCUGAAAGACCUGCACCCAAUGACAGAAGAGCAUUUCGUGAUCGGCAGCACACCAGCAAAUCUCCACCUGGGGCUAGACAUAGAUGGGCGUGGCAACAUAGAUGAAUGGGAGGAAGUUGCCAUGCCUCUUGCAGCUCCUGAUGUGGUUGCAAAUAAUCCUGUUCCACCUGCAUCUGCAGGACCAGCAUUUUUAUAUGAGUUAGUUGAGGUUGGACCUGUCAGUUAGGUCUUUCAAGGUGGCAUCUGUGAGAUUAAGCAAUGACAUUUGAAAUGUGCUGGUACUUUAUUCUCUUCAAUAGCAAAUCUUUUUGACAUUUAUAUAUACAGCCAUUCAUUCCAUCAUCUCCUGUGGCUGUUUUAUUUCAAGAAAGACUGAAUGUGUGCAUACCAAAAAUAUUGACUAGUUGCUAUAUGUAGCAGUGAUGACAGUCUCAAAACUAUUCAGAGCACAUUGUUAAUAGAUAUCUGUAUAGUAUUAUUAUCGUGACAUUCUAUUGUUCCAUGACAGCAUUCCACAGGUGACAGAGACCAAAUCUGGGAAGUAUCCCAUGGUGUUAAAUAUUGUAGGGGGGACAAUUUCAAUGUUAUGGACAUCUACCUCAAAACGGAGAUCCAACAACCUAGAGAGGUGACACUUCAUAUGACAGGGUUAUAGUGCUGUAUCCUGAUACCUAAGAUUUUGAGGAAAAUAUUAUUUGAAUCUCAAAAUAUUAACUUAUGGAAGGGUCUGCUUGGGUGUUCAGGUAUAUGGUUACAUUCCACAACUCAACAAGAAUACAACACAGCCAUUUACAGUAAUCUAUUCAUUCAAAAUGUUACUUCUGUCAAGUCUAUAGGUGUUCUUGAAACCAGCACAAGUCAGAAGUCAUUUGCUGAUGCACAUGAUGUGGUGUCUCAAAUGUUGAUUUGCUACAAUAGGAAAAUUUACGAUAGUUUUAAUUUUUUCGAAGUCUGUAUCUAAUCAUAAGCUCGGAAGUGUGGAAAAAGUGUAAUAGCCCUACAUUUCAAACUGUUUGAAUUGUCAGUCCAUUUCAAAAUUGUUAAUAUGAAAAAGGUAUAGGUUUCAGAUACAUUUCAAUAGCACAUUGUGAAAACAAUUUCUUAAACACAAAUUCAUUGCUAUCCUUUACCAAUACAAAUCUUUAUUAGUAUAUUGUAUUGAUGCAUUUAUUUUUAACUAUUUGAACGUAUUUCACCUUUUUUAUGUUAAAUUGACUGGUUCUGUAUAAUUUUUAUAUUAUUUUAGUAAGAAACUUCUUUAGAAACUCUUUAUAGGAUCGAAGCUUGGAUAUAAUUGGGUGACAGACGUAGCGAAUUAAAACUCAUUUCUUAUGUACUGUUAAGUUACUAAUUUUAAACAACCUGUAACUUUUAUCAUUAACUAUCUGAAAUGUUAGGUCAUUUCAAGUUAUGUAAGCAAAUGCAUUUGUCUCCAGCGAUGUUUGGGAGGAUGCAAGCCAAACUGUGGUGGAAAGUCAUUUGAUUAUCAGAAAGAUGUAAUAGGUUUGAAUAAGCGAAGAGGCAGCUUUUUCGCAUGGAAACAUGAUAAUACUAAUGUAUUGCCUUGAGCAAUAAAUUUGCUUUAUUUAAUCUGA
Molecule: messenger RNA, 3389 nt
Organism: Schistocerca cancellata (South American locust)
Lineage: Eukaryota; Metazoa; Arthropoda; Insecta; Orthoptera; Acrididae
Product: ornithine decarboxylase 1-like
Exons: 10
Coding region: 593-2020 (475 amino acids)
Cellular component (GO): cytoplasm
Molecular function (GO): ornithine decarboxylase activity
Source: RefSeq, a predicted model, not a curated record